Molecule: messenger RNA, 940 nt
Organism: Astrephomene gubernaculifera
Lineage: Eukaryota; Viridiplantae; Chlorophyta; Chlorophyceae; Chlamydomonadales; Astrephomenaceae
Source: the annotation of a GenBank genome assembly
CAGCGGCGGACUCACCUACUCGGCUUCGCUCAAGUACAAGCUGGCGUGCGGGGCGGUGGUGAUCGUCUUCCAGGGCAGGUACUCCGAGUUCUACUACCCCGCCUUGCAGCCCGGCACACACCUCCUCUCCUUCCCGGAAGCCCCCCGCGACCAGCUCCUCUCACACAUCGCCCCACGCAUCAAGGCCGCCAUAACCCGCCUGGAGACAUCCCCGCCGCCUCCGCAGCAGCAAAAGCAUGCAGACACCUCGCCCCCACAACAUGGAGACACCUCGCCCCCGCCGCCCGCCUCCCCAUUACCGCCGCCCGCAUCCACGCCACCUCAUUUGGCGUUGGCUGCUCGCGAGUUUGCGGUACGACAGCUAAGCGAAGCUGCGCUUGGGUGUUACUGGUACAAGGCGCUUCUGGCGUAUGGGGGACUGUACUUUGCUGAGAGCGGGGCGCAUGUUCCGAAGGAGGUACAGCUGGGGUGAAGGUUAGGGUAGACGAUAGUGCAGCAGCGUGUGAGAGGUAGGUAGGGGCGUUGUUGUACGUACCACGACAGACCAGCAUGCGUAGCCAUGUGGUUGCGGUUGGUUAUGCUGGUGAAUGUGUAUGUGUGUGUUGACUGAUGAGUUUUGGGCUUGGGGGCGUGUGCGUGCUUGGGGUGCGGUGGUGUGCCGCCUGCUGUGCCACAUACACCACCUCUUCUAGCGCCUGUGUAUGUAGCGGUGUGCAUGGGAGGAUGCUGGCAUGUACGCCUCUGUCAUUGCUUGCCCCCCAUGUGUGCCCUCCCCGGUACUUGUGCAUAUUGCAUGUUGGGUAGAGAUAUUUUCCGUGCGCUAGAGUCUGCCAGUCAACUGUUAAACCUCAUAUGCUGUACACUCGCGUGCCGUACAUUCAGGUGCAUGUCGUACAAUCACUUGCGUUUGUGCAUGCUGGGUUGCGAGUGGGAAGGUCCA